CAUUUCGUAUUAGUAUACAGAUUUUGAGUAAUUUAGUUAUUGCUAAGCAGUUUUCGUGUAUUAUUUUAGAUAUAGACAUAUUCGACGAUAUAUUCGUCAUCAUGACAACGGAGAAGUAUUGUUUGGAGAAACCACGAAAGCCUUUGGUCCCUUUGAAGACCUUGGAUAUUAUAUUCCGACGUCGAUAUGUACCGAACACACAGAAGUAUUUUACUAAUAGAAAGCAUGCAGUUACGGAUUCUUUGUCUACGACAAAGAAAAAUUAUUUUUGUGUGCCACGAUCUCAAAAACUAGUAUCGUACAUUAAAUACAGUGACCGUCAAGUGAAAUUGACAUCGCUUAAACGUUUAGCACAGCCUUUACAUUUAAAAGAUAAUAUAAGAAUCGCAGAUACAAGAGAUUUAUCCCAACGACUUUACAUAGAAGAAGCACCUGAUGACGUAAAAUGUGUUGUAGCAAUACAUCCCGAAUUUUAUACUGUUAUAGAAGGCCGACCCAUAAGAUCAUUUGAUGACAUCAAGGUAUAUAUGAGCAAUAUUCGUGCCUACGCAAUGACACGACAGCAAAUAGGUUAUAAACGAGACCUCCAUAUUAAACUUGAAAGAAAUAUAGUCGACGAAAACAGAGAAUACGUCGUCAUAUCUAAUAAUUUCAAAAAGCACCUAUCACACUUUCAGCAUUUUCUUACAGAAGAUUAUAAAAAAUCUAUGGCCAAAACAGCCAAGGCUGAAAAAAAUUACCAAGAAUUAGUAGCGAAGAAUAACGAGUUACUUGGUUGGGUCUCUGAGUUAAUUAUUUUGAACAAUGUUGUUUUCAAAUUGGACGCUGUUAGAAGCGUUCUAAAAAUGUAUCGCACAUAUUGUCUAUUUGUAGCCCCUUUAUUUUGGCGACAAAUAUACGAUGAAAGCCUUCGAGGAAAGCUAAUGUCCAUACAGUUUGAAUCAGGGGCAUUCGCCACAGAUAAUGACUUGGUUGAAUCUUUAGAUAUAGAAAAGACAGUUGAGUUGGCUAAAAUCGAACUGAAAAAUCCUUUACCAGCAUAUAUUUACUUUAAAAGUCCUGAAGAAAUGAUAUACAUGUUUCGAACGUUAGAGUUGCAAAGUAGAGAAUAUUUAAUACAGCUGUCAAGAUCUUCUGCACCUUACAGAAUACUUCAGGAACGUAAGAGACAGCUCAAUCGUUCAACUACAAUGGAGACAGAUUAUUUUCAAUGGAAUAUUAAUUUUCUGAAAAAAGAGAUAGCCAGAGAAACUUACAAUGAAUUAUAUUUACAAGAGAAGUUCUUCCGUAUUUUAAAUGAAACUUUUUACGACACCGUUGCCAGCCCGGAUACAUUAAAAUUAAAAAUUUGUAUAGAAUUUGUUUACGAACAAAUAUUUGGUAAAUGUGAGGAAGGACACCAAACAAUUAGUGACCCGAUGAAGAUUUUAGAAGUAUUUUACGAGGAAUAUAAUUUAAGGCUGGACUCCUUAGACUUUAAGAGUGUCAAAAAGGCAAGAACUGAUUGCUUUGCACAAGAUUUGGCGAUGAUGAGAGACGCUGUCUUAGCCCAAAGAAUAUUGAGAGAAUUCUAUGAAAUGUCGAAAUCUAUCCAUAAAGCAUUUGAAUCACCUGCUCGAUAUAAACGUCCAGUGCUAAACAAGUUUAUAGAUAAGAAGACUUUGAGAGCUAUGGCUGAAGCUGAAAAAGAGAAAGCAAGGCUUGCGAGAGGGGAACGCGUUAAGGUAAAAAAAUAUAAAAUAACGCAAGAAGAACGUGACGCACUUUUAUUUUUCACAGAGUGGUGCGAUGGAAUGGAUCCAGCACCUUAUUUGAAAGAAUAUGAACAAUAUGCCAAACGGGCGUUAGAAGCUACAUCUAUAACAGAUUUUGACACACCUUAA
Messenger RNA from Hyposmocoma kahamanoa, 1883 nucleotides. RefSeq lists its product as uncharacterized. The record is from RefSeq and is a predicted model, not a curated record. The transcript has a single exon. NCBI's taxonomy places the organism in Eukaryota, Metazoa, Arthropoda, Insecta, Lepidoptera, Cosmopterigidae. The coding region runs from base 102 to 1883 and encodes 593 amino acids.